Molecule: messenger RNA, 1592 nt
Organism: Petromyzon marinus (sea lamprey)
Lineage: Eukaryota; Metazoa; Chordata; Hyperoartia; Petromyzontiformes; Petromyzontidae
Source: RefSeq, a predicted model, not a curated record
GCGUUCCAGCGACAACGCGUUGUGCAAACAGCAGGCGUUAAGCGAGUACUUACCGUACUUGGCAUGUGGUAGAAGAAGAUUUAAACGGCAUUGAAUUACCUAUGCCUUAUUAUUCCUACGAAUUAAUUGUUAAUUGUUCCAAUAAUCCGCUAAUCCUGUAAAAUACAUGAACAAUAAAACAAUAACAACAGAAGUGACCAUUUGGCGUCGAGAGUGGACAGUGGGGGGAGAAAAAUGAACGCACAAAGAGGGGAUCCAUAAACAGCCCGGGGUCAUCCCCCCCGCCACUCGGCCAAUGCAAUGUAAAUCAGGCCUGGUUUGUCUGUCCCAACGUGCAGGGCACUUUCGUCUACUUCAUGAUCAAUGCACUGUGGCUGGUGGCGACCCUGGCACUGCAGUUCGUGGGAGCCGACCUCUACAUCCAGAUCCCGAGCACGAAGAACGAGGGCACGGUCAUCGACGUGCUGCCCCUCGCCUUCAUGUUCCUCAUCACCUUCUCCAGCAUGCUCAUUGUCCAGUUCCUGGCCAUGCUGUACCACAGGUUGUUCACGCUGCUGCACGUGCUCUCCUACGUGGAGUCGUCGUCGUCGGGCCAGCAGUCAAAGAGGGGUGCUGUUGGUCGAGACAACAAAGCAUUCGUCAACGAUGGAGACGACGAUGACGCUCAGCAGCGCAGUCUCAGAGAGAUUGUCUUACAGAUCCCUGGACCCCCUCCUCACACGCCGCACGUGGGUCCCCUCCCCGCACACAGCACAUGGACCCCUUCCAUUCACGGCGCACCUGGACCCCCUCCUCACAAGCCGCAAGUGGCCCCCCUCCAUGCACGCUGCUCGUGGACCCCCUCCUCGCACGCUGCUCGUGGACCCCCUCCUCGCACGCUGCUCGUGGACCCCCUCCUCGCACGCUGCUCGUGGACCCCCUACUCGCACGCAGCACGUGAAUCCCUUCCUCGCAUCCUCGCACGCUGCACGUGGACCCCUUACUCGCAUGUCAUACGUGGACCCUUGCACGUCGUGGUUUAUAAAUGACGGUGCGGUCAGUAAAGGUGCAGCCCUGCAAGAUGCUUCCCCUGUUGGAAGAGGUGGGAGUUACCCACGCUUUACCCCACCACCGCAUGCGACCUGCCGAUCGACCAACUGUGCUGUAUCCAUUUACGCAGCUGGGUGGCAGAGGCAGCGAGAUUUAAGAAGCUUGCAGCGUCGCUCCAAAUGCCAGGCCUAAGGAUCGACCUCUAGAUCGCAAGUGUGGUGACGAGUUAAUUGCAGCAGGGCAGCCUCUCAUUACAAUGGAAUGCAGUCAAAAGGGCUGCUGUACAACAACGGUGGACAUCACUUGUGAUAUCAUCGGCUAAAGUAAAUGUAGGGGCUUUGAAGCUGCUCCUGGCCACGGACAGAUAAGUCGCUUCUAUGUAGCAGUGGUCAGAUGAAGGAAACGUCCUGUUGUUGUUUGUAUGUUCAAUUUAUUUUGCACUGCACUUAGCCAACCAUGCUAUCGUGGAUGUAAACAUCACCCACACAUAGACUAUCCCAUUAACCAUAGAAGUUGAUCAAAUCACAUUUUUACGCCUGAUUAAUUUAGAGGUCGAGCGACCC